CAGCUUCGGCCGCCGCGACAAAGCUGCGCCGCGUUUGCCGCCCGUUAGGCGCUCUAUCCAUUAUGAACAGGCGCGCAUUAGCCAAUAAAUGAUACGCAGCCCGAGGAUCUGUCCAUUGCUCGUUAUUACCGACUUGUUUUCUGAUUAGCGACCACUUGUUGUGCGUCCGCUUAACAAACGCUGCAUUAUGACCUCGCUCGAGUCCUCGUCGUAUACGGACAAUUUGCAACGGUCAGGCUUCCGGCGACGAGUCUUUCGGCCACGCGUACUUCAGUCGAGAAUCGCUUGCCAAGACAUAGGCACAUUGAUUGCGAGGAGAGGUUUUCACGCGAAUAACUAGGACAGACAUUUUUGACACAAUGGUUAUUUAUUGUAAAGGCACACAGCGCGCGCCAAGACUCGGCUACUCGGUCGAGUACUUUGGAUUUUUCAUGCAGAACAGCGCGCUCUCGACAUAGUUCACUAUUUUCACUGUGGCAAUCGUUUGUAAGCUGACGAGGAGUAUGCUUGAAAUGUAAAAUUUCGCGGCAAAGUGCCUUGCUUCGAUAGGCUAUAUCUUUCACGACGAGAGCAAAGGCGCGUAAGGAGAGUGCAGACAGAGGCGAUCCGAAGGACCGAGGCCGCUAGGCGAUAUCGUAGCACAGGCGGAGACCGAUCGCGCGAUCGCCGCGUUAGCGCGAGGAGGCACCCGAAGCGACCGGCCGAGCCUGGCGACAUCCUCGCGUCUGCCGCCGUGCUCUGGUUCCGCGGCAAGCGCGUCGCUCGCCGACACUGCUGACGUGGGGAUGGCCGCAGGGGGCUCGAGCCCGGCGAGCAGCAACGGGCCAACGAGGCCCCCCCACUUCGACGACGCCUCGGCGCGCAACGUCACCGUCGUCGUCGGCCAGAGCGCCGAGCUGAGCUGCCACGUGAAGCAGCCGGCGGACCGCACGGUGUCGUGGAUGCGCCAGCGCGACCUGCACAUCCUGACCUCGUCGGUGCACACGUACACCGGGGACGCGAGGUUCUCGGCUAGGAACCCCGAGGGCACGGACGAGUGGCGACUAAGGAUCGGCCAGGUGCAGUCGCGCGACGCCGGCGUCUACGAAUGCCAGAUCAACACCGAGCCCAAGCUCAGCCUGGCCUUCGCGCUGCGCGUGGAGGCGGCCCAGGCGACUAUUCGCGAACCCGCGGACGUGUACGCGAAGGAAGGCAGCACCAUCAGCCUGAGCUGCGCGGUCAACGUGCGGAGUUCGCCGCCGAGCAGCGUGGCCUGGCACCGGGGCUCCGCCGUGCUGGACUUCGACAGCGCCAGGGGCGGCAUCUCCCUCGAGACGGAGCAGACGGAGGCCGGCACCACGAGCAAGCUGCUGCUGACGCGGGCCCGGCUCGACGACAGCGGCAACUACAGCUGCGUGCCUAGCAACGCCAAGCCCGCCUCGGUCGCGGUGCACGUGCUCGACGGUCGGUCGAGCGGGUCGAGCGCGCCCGCGGUCCGCCAGCUCGCCAGUCGCCACUCGCUGCAACUCUGCGUCUGCUUUGCUUGUUUCCGGGCAGGCGAGCCGCCGGCGGCGUGGCAGCGCGGCCGCGCGGCCCGGGCCCGCGCCUCCCUCCUGCUGGUGGCUGCGCUCGUACUCGCGGCCGCGGCCGUGCCGAGUGCGAGCCGGGGGCCUCGCGCGGGUCCGCAACGACGAGCUCCAACGUGCUCGGCGCCGCAGGCAAGCGUGGCGACAGGGCCGAGAGGCGGCGAGGACGAAGGCGCCGGCGCGUCAAGCCACCGCCGAGCGUCCGACCACCCUCGCGGAUGCGCGGCGGCCGAGGACCGGAGCUGCAGCGGCGGCAGCAGUAGCACGCGGCCGCCAGUGGCAGAGCAGCAGCAGCAGCAGCAGCAGCAGUGACGCCGGCGGGAGCAGCCGCUCCGAGGCGGCGGCGCGGCUCGCCGGCCGCGGCACCCCGGGCGGCCCGGAGUCCGGCUCCUGCACGCGCAGCAGCACGCUGUCCAGCCUGCCCGCGGCCGGCUGGCAGGAGUAGUUGCCCGCGUCGGCGUCC
This is a messenger RNA of Phymastichus coffea, 2028 nucleotides long. RefSeq names its product hemicentin-2-like. Gene Ontology annotation, cellular component: neuron projection membrane. Gene Ontology annotation, biological process: synapse organization. The coding region runs from base 786 to 1877 and encodes 363 amino acids. NCBI's taxonomy places the organism in Eukaryota, Metazoa, Arthropoda, Insecta, Hymenoptera, Eulophidae. The record is from RefSeq and is a predicted model, not a curated record. The transcript is spliced from 4 exons.